This is a messenger RNA of Oryctolagus cuniculus (rabbit), 1628 nucleotides long. The record is from RefSeq and is a predicted model, not a curated record. Lineage: Eukaryota; Metazoa; Chordata; Mammalia; Lagomorpha; Leporidae.
CCGACCCCAGGGACGGCGGGGACCCCGGAGCCUGGGUCGCCACAUCCUGCGGGCGGCAGGAAGGUGGUCUGGCAGCUCCUUCCGCCUCCAGGAGGGGCCGUGUGGAGGCGGCCGGCUUUCCCUGUGCACAGGGCUGUGUGCUGUCUGCAGCGGGGCCAGCAGGCCGUCCCUGAGUUCCUGCGGGCUGGCCGGGCUAACUGUUGUCGCUGGACAGCUGGCCGUCCGAAUCUGAAGGAGUGGCUCAGGGAGCAGUUCUGCGACCACCCGCUGGAGCGCUGUGAGGACACGCGGCUCCACGACGCGGCCUACGUGGGCGACCUGCAGACCCUCAGGAGCCUGCUGCAGGAGGAGAGCUACCGCAGCCGUAUCAACGAGAAGUCUGUGUGGUGUUGCGGCUGGCUGCCCUGCACGCCGCUGCGGAUUGCCGCCACCGCAGGCCAUGGCAACUGCGUGGAUUUCCUCAUCCGGAAGGGGGCCGAGGUGGACCUGGUGGAUGUGAAGGGACAGACCGCCCUGUACGUGGCCGUGGUGAACGGGCACCUGGAAAGUGCCCAGAUCCUUCUUGAAGCGGGCGCGGACCCCAACGGAAGCCGGCACCACCGCAGCACGCCUGUCUACCACGCCUCCCGCGUGGGGAGGGCCGACAUCCUGAAGGCUCUCAUCAGGUACGGGGCCGACGUGGACAUCAACCACCAGCUGACCGCUGACGCGCGGCCGUCUUUCUCGCGACGCCUCACCUCCUUGGUGGUGUGCCCCCUGUACAUCAGCGCAGCCUACCACAACCUUCAGUGCUUCAAGCUGCUCCUGCAGGCCGGGGCCAACCCCGACUUCAACUGCAACGGCCCGGUCAACACCCAGGAGUUCUGCAGGGGCUCGCCGGGCUGCGUCCUGGACGCCGUCCUGCGCCACGGCUGUGAGGCCGCCUUCGUCAGCCUGCUGGUGGAGUUCGGGGCCGACCUGAACCUGGUGAAGUGGGAGCCCUUGGGCCCGGAGUCGAGAAGCAGGAGGAAGGUGGACCCCGAGGCCUUGCAGGUCUUCAGAGAGGCCCGGAGUGUUCCCAGGACCUUGCUGAGCCUGUGCCGUGUGGCCGUGAGGAGAGCUCUCGGCAAGCGGCGGCUGCGUCUGAUUCCUGUGCUGCCUCUGCCAGACCCCAUGAAGAAGUUCCUGCUCUAUGAGUGAGGCCGAGCACAGCGCUGGCUGCAGGAGGAGGAGGGCGGUCCGCGGAGGAAGCCGACGCUGACUCACCCUGGGGACCGUACCCUGUGCUGCCCACGUAUCCCGUCCGGCCCUGGUCUCACGGGUUGUAAUCCAUGGCAGGUGCUCGGGCCAUUGAGCAGUCUUUGGGUCUUUGUUGGCCUAGAAGCUCAGACAAAACUUAACUUUGUCCUUCCCGAGUGUGCGCUUUGGGUUUCGCAGUUGUGUGUUGGUGACGGCCGUGAGACGUGUGCAGUGUGGGCCGCAGGUGGAGCUGCGUUGAUGUUCCCGCUAGGGAGGACUCCUAGCGCUUUCCAGAACUGUGCUUCUAUUUAUUUAUUUACUUCUCGUUUUAUUGUUUGAUUAAAGCCUCCUAGUAUCUAAAUGAAAGGGAGUUUUGGUUAAAAAAAAAAGAAGUGGAGAACCAAGGCUCA